Molecule: messenger RNA, 731 nt
Organism: Abrus precatorius (Indian licorice)
Lineage: Eukaryota; Viridiplantae; Streptophyta; Magnoliopsida; Fabales; Fabaceae
Exons: 2
Coding region: 25-420 (131 amino acids)
Source: RefSeq, a predicted model, not a curated record
UUCAAACACUAGUAGAGUAGAGAAAUGGAGCUUCAAGACACAGCAGCAAGCCGUGUAUCAAUUGGAUUUCCUUUGGGUUUAGCCCUUCUCUUUGUUUGUUUAUUGUUCAUUUGUGGCUUCUUUUGUUGUUGCUUACAUUGGAACAAACUCCAAUCUUUGUUUCGAUAUUCUGAGGCUAUUAUCCCUCAAUCUUUGGGACAAGCUCAGAUACAAGCAGACAUCACUUCCUCUCCCCAGAAACCAGUUUUUCCUGUUGUGAUGAUGAAGAAGAAUUAUGCUGAGAGCUUGCCUGUGCUGAUGCCAGGGGAUGACAUCCCAAAAUUCAUAGCCAUGGCAUGCCCAUGUCAGCCUCCAAGAGAGGAAAGGAUCACAAUUCAUGUGGAGAAGGCAGAAACUACUAAUUUUUGCAGUGGCAACUAAAAGAGUUGCUGCUUUCAAGCCUAACCCUUUCGUAAUUAAGGGUAGUUUACAUAUAUACAUAUCUUGGAACUCUUCUCAAUAUACAACAGCUAAAAGCUCUUUGAUAGCUUUGUGCUGAGUGAGAUAGUAUACCAAGCACACAGAAGGUGCCAUAAGAUACAAAUUAGGGAGCCCAUUUUAUUUUUUAUUAGAAUGGGAAAAAAAAUGGCUAAUAUCAACAAAGCUCUCUCCCUAGUUCAAGGACACUUUUUUAUCUGCUCCUUUAAGUCUAAGAGUAAGACUAAUGCCACUACCUCAAUGCACCACUUCUG